GGUUUCUUCUGUGCCACUGGUGUGCUGCGUUGCUUUAGUCACAAGACAUUACUCUGGUGUGCUGCGUUGCUUUAGUCACAAGACAUUACUCUGGUGUGCUGCGUCAGAACACUCGAUUUACAUGUGAUUCUGUAGUCGUCUUGAAAGGAAAACCAUUUAGCCAUGUCCUGUGCUAUGAAAAGUCUGGUGGAGGAUAACGACAGAUACCUGAAGUCCUUCCAGCUGUUCCUGGAGCGCUCCUCUGAACACAAGUGCAUGCAGGACUUUAUCCGUGGCAUCUUGCCUGAUAUUCUAGCCAGCAUUGGAGAGGGAAAAGCCAAUCUUAAUGUGAUGGGAGUGGGAAGUGGAGCAGGUGAGAUUGACCUUGAGAUGUUCUCUCAGCUGCACCUGAAGCAUCCUUCAGUAACCGUGGACAACCAGGUGGUGGAACCCAGCGCCCAGCAGCUCCACCUCUAUAAGGUGUUGGUGUCCCAGAAACCAAACCUAGACUACAUUAAAUUCAGUUGGAACAAGAUGACGGCCACUGAGUUUGAGAAGCACUGGAGAGAGAACCAUUUGACCAAGAAGAUGGACUUCAUUCACAUGAUACAGAUGUUGUAUUACGUGAAGGAUCCAGGUGCUAGUGUCACAUUCUACCAGAGCCUCCUGGACAGGAAUGGAAAACUACUUGUAAUUCUGGUGUCUGAUGAGAGUGGCUGGGGAAAGCUGUGGAGGACCUUCAGGACCCAGCUGUGUAACACAGAGAUCAGUCAGUGUGUGACUACAGGUGAUAUUAAAGCCUACCUGGACUCUAAGACAGUGAGUUACCAGAGCUACAAGCUGCCGUCUCAGAUGGACAUCACCGAGUGUUUCACUGAGGGGGACCAGAGAGGAGAACUGCUUCUGGACUUCCUGACUGAGGUGUUAGACUUCAGCUCCACUGCUCCUCCUGAGCUGAAGAGAGGAGUUCUAGACCUGCUGAAGACCCCAGACUGUAGCAAGGAGGUGGAUGGGAGGGUCAUCUUCAAUAACACCUUGGAGGUGCUGGUGGUUGACCCUCUACAGUAACACAGGAAUAGAUGUCAAAAUGCUGUAGCAACAAUGUGUAUCACCGAUAAACACAGAGUAUACAAAACAUUAGGAACACUUCCUCUUUCCAUGACAUAGACUGACCAGGUGAAUCCAGGUGAAAGCUAUGAUCCCUUAUUGAUGUUACUUGUUAAAUCCACUUCAAUCAUUGUAGAUGAAGGGGGGGGAGACAUGGUAAAUAAGGAUUUAUAAGCCUUGAGACAUGACAUUAUGUAUGCGUGCCAUUCAGAGUGUGAAUAGGCUAGAUGAAAGAUUUAAGUGCUUUUGAAUGGGGUAUGGUAGUAGGUGCCAGGUACACCGGUUCAUGUAAAGAACUGCAAUGCUGAUGGGUUUUUCACAUGUUUCAAGAAUGGUCCACCACCCAAAGGACAUCCAGCCAACUGCGGGAAGCAUUGGAGUCAACCUGGGCCAGCAUCCUUGCGGAACGUUUUCGACACCUUGUAGUAGAGUCUGUGCCCCGAUGAAUUGAGGCUGUUGUGUGGGGUGCAACUAAUUAUUAGGAAGGUGUUCCUAAUGAUUGGUAUAUUCAGUGUAUGCAUGAAAGGCUUGUUGUGGUAUUCAUUUAAUUACCUGAUUCCCGUCUGCCCACCAAGAUCCCACACCUGGAACUUCAGGUUCUUGUACGUCACUGUCUCCAUGUUGAAGCCGAUCACUGUACAACACAAUGACAGAGAUGACACACCUUAAACACACGUCAAAGAAAGACAUUGUGGAAAGACCAGUUAUUAUUCGAGGGGGUGGUUGAUGGUCCUAAUGUGUGGUAUAAUCAGUGUAUAAAGUCAGUACUUCAUCCAUCACAAAUAAUGUUAUGUGAAAACAAUUUGUUUUACCUUUAACAACACAUCAGAACCUAAAACAUGAUACAGUUGCUUUCAGGGGCGCUACUUUGGUUUUAGAAGUUGGAAAAGUAAGCAAAAAUGCCCAGUCAUCAAGCAAGAUAAGAGAUAAUUAUUAAAUAUGUUUUAAGUGAUUGAUAAAACUGAACUAGAUGCAAGGUAAUUUAAUAAUCAAUAUUGUGUUGCACCUUUAACCAAUAGUCUAAGAAAUGAACAAGACUUUAAAAAAUAACGUACAAAGACUUUUGAUUAUCUUUAAGACAUCUAUAUCAAAUUUCAGGCAGACCGACCAACCUCAUGCACGCCUAACCCUCACCAGUCUAGUCAAUAACUCAACUCUCUCCCUGACCCUCACCAGUCUAGUCAGUAACUCAACUCUCUCCCUGACCCUCACCAGUCUAGUCAAUAACUCAACUCUCUCCCUAAGCUAACACCUUUGCUGAUAUUCGGGAGUUGAUGCUGUUGGAAGAUUUUAAAAGCAACCUCCUUGAGAGAAUUGUAGUUAGUUUAAAUGAACAGAAAGUGGUGCCAUUGGCCCAGGCAGCAGUGUUGGCAGAUGAGUACGCUUUGACACACAAGACUGUCUUUGGUGCGCCUUGUUUUGAAGGCCGGACGAUUACGGCAUCAGUGCCUCGUUCAGGUCGCUUUUCCUCGGACAACCCCAAACCUUCGCACGAAAUCCGUCUUUUACACUGAUAACAAGUUCAAACAGGUGCCAUUAAUACAGGUAAUGAGUGAAGGACAGAGGAGCCUCUUAAAGAAGAAGUUACAGGUCUGUGAGAGCCAGAAAUCUUGCUUGUUUGUAGGUGACCAAAUACUUAUUUUCCACCAUAAUUUGCAAAUAAAUUCAUUAAAUAUCCUA
Molecule: messenger RNA, 2766 nt
Organism: Oncorhynchus keta (chum salmon)
Lineage: Eukaryota; Metazoa; Chordata; Actinopteri; Salmoniformes; Salmonidae
Product: histamine N-methyltransferase-like
Exons: 7
Coding region: 163-1047 (294 amino acids)
Molecular function (GO): N-methyltransferase activity
Source: RefSeq, a predicted model, not a curated record